AAAUAUCUAAACAUGCUAUAAUUAGUUAAUUACAAUAUCCUCCUCCGCUUUAAAAGAUCCCUCUUUCUCUCUUCCUUGUCGCUACCCUUCAAUUUCUCCCUUGCUCUCCCUUACCAUGGAACUCUACAGAAUUCACGGUUCGCCAUGGCCAAUCUUCUUCCCCAUGCCCUUGCUCUUCCGCGCCCAAUCCCAUGCUAAUAACAAUGUUCGUUGGAUCCAAACGCCCGAUUCCUACCUCUUGUCUGCCGAUCUUCCAGGAGUGAGAAUAGAGGAAGUCAGAGUGGAGCUGGAGGAUUCGCGAUACCUGGUGAUUCGCACUGAGUUGAGUUCCGCGGAAGGCGGCGAUGACAGAGAUAGGAGAGGGAAGGAGUUUAUGAAGAAGUUCCGAUUGCCGGCGAUGGUCAAUGUGGAAGGGAUCUCGGCGGCUUACGAGAAUAGUUUGCUCACCGUUCUCAUUCCGAGGACGAUAGUUGCGGCGGUGGCCGCAGGGCGAUGGCGCCUGAGAAUUGACCUCGCCAGCGAUGAGGUCGAAGAAGUCUUGCGCGGCGCUGGAGCGGCCCGCGCCGCUUGAUGACGGUAAAUGGCCAACGAUGAUGGAUGGCUGGGAUUUUUUAAUAUAAGUAAUGGUAAUUAGGAAGAAAUUAUUAUUAUUAUUCUUUAAAUAUUUAUAUUUUAGGUUGCAAUUUAAGUUCUUUUA
Dendrobium catenatum is the source of this 697-nucleotide messenger RNA. RefSeq names its product 15.4 kDa class V heat shock protein. The record is from RefSeq and is a predicted model, not a curated record. Gene Ontology annotation, biological process: response to heat; response to hydrogen peroxide; response to salt stress. The transcript is spliced from 2 exons. The coding region runs from base 116 to 571 and encodes 151 amino acids. Lineage: Eukaryota; Viridiplantae; Streptophyta; Magnoliopsida; Asparagales; Orchidaceae.